AGCAGCGCCGAGCCGCGGCCGCGCGGAGCGGAGGAUGCGCUGAGGGCGGCGCAGGUAUAUUAUGCCAGACUUCCAGAUGAGAGGACGAGACUAUGAGUGAAGAGCGCUCUGGAGAUUGCGUGCAGUUCUUUUCCUGGGUCCAAACUGGAUUGAUCUGAGAACAAUAAUUAUGAGGCUGACAUGUCUGUUCUCCUUCAUCUUGCUGUUUGGAGCAGCUGGGCUUGUUGUCUUCAUUCACCUGCAGGAUCCAGAAGAAACAUUUCAUCAGCAGACACCAGGGAUAAAAUAUAACAUGGGACUCCAGCAACCAAAAAAAGACUGCGUUUCCAGCAAUAACCAGGAUAGAAGAUUAAGAAAAAGUACUGCAGACGGGGUAGCAACAGUAAAGCUGAGUGGUUCAUUACACCCAUCUGAAAAUGUGCCCUCCAAGCUUCAAAGCAUAGACAGAAGGCAAAGCAGCACAAUGUUUAUGAAAGAUUACCAAGAGAAAAGUGAGGAAACUAAUUCAGUGAGGCUCCAUAAACGGAGGAGGAGGUAUGUAAUUAAGAAGAGCCCAAUUCUAAUUUCCACGAACAGUUCCACUCUCAACUUGCCCACACUUAAAUCCGACGACAGAAAUAACAAAUGGAAAAGUCUCUACCAGAUACAAAGCAAAAGAAAGCAAAUAAUGAAGGAAACUUGUUCUAAGUACAAGAGUAAUAACAGAAGAAUAAUCACUCCUUACCACGUUUCUAGAAUAUUUGUAGAAGACAAAUACAGAGUUUUGUACUGUGAAGUACCAAAAGCUGGCUGCUCUAACUGGAAACGGGUGCUCAUGGUUCUCAAUGGGCUGGCUUCUUCCACUAAAGAUAUACAACACAACACAGUGCACUACGGCAACUAUCUAAAAAGGCUGGAUGGGUUUGACCGCAAAGGAAUUUAUCACAGGCUCAACACUUACACAAAGAUGCUUUUUAUUCGGGAACCUUUUGAAAAGCUGGUAUCUGCAUUUCGGGACAAGUUCGAACACCCAAACAAUUACUAUCAUCCGGUAUUUGGAAAAGCCAUCAUUUCCAGAUACCGUGUCAAUGCCACCAAAGAAGCAUUAAGGACAGGCUCUGGAGUCAAAUUUAAAGAGUUCAUUCAAUAUCUCCUGGAUGUACAUAGGCCAGUGGGUAUGGACAUCCACUGGGAUCACGUCAAUAGGCUUUGCAGCCCAUGUCUAAUAGAUUACGACUUUGUUGGGAAAUUUGAAAGUAUGGAAGAAGAUGCAAACUUUUUCUUGCACCUAAUUGGUGCUCCACAAAAUUUGACUUUCCCUAAGUUCAAAGAUAGGCACUCCAAUGAAGAAAGAACUACCACUAAAAUCACACAACAGUACUUUGCACAACUUUCUCCCUCUCAAAGGCAACAAAGUUAUGACUUUUACUACAUGGAUUAUUUGAUGUUUAACUACUCAAAACCUUUUGAAGAUUUAUACUGAUUUGAGUGUUGGGACACUUCCCGUUUCAGUUGAACUUCAUUACAAACCCAGGUGGCUUCUGUUUAUACACACGUCUGUUAGUAAGAAUUGAUCAAAGAACAGGAAAACAAACCUAAAACAGAACAUAAGUGGUUAGUGAUGUUUACACCUUCACCUUAAAUGCCUCCUUUUUCAAAUCAUUUAUGACGUGUAAGUACAUACGUGUAUAAUAAUACUAUAUGUCAGGGCUCCCAAAUAAAGCACAUAAUUUUCCAUGCUGGUAUGGCUUGUGUUUACAGUGAAGGACAGUUUGGAACUGGGGGAACAAAGCUGUAAGCUCGACAGCAAAUGUAAUAUUUUAAGUUCUUCACUAGUUAGAAAAUGAAAUCUUUGGAAAUUACAGGAUAGACAAAUAAACAAAUAUGGAAUAGAUAUAUUUCAUCAAAAUCUGCAGCGCCCCAAGCACACACUAAACAGGCAUUAUGUAUGAAGUUGGUCAAAUAUUGCUAUUUCCUCAUAAUUUAAAAAAAAAAAAGAAAUUAUCACACUGUUCAAAAAACACAUUGGUGAAAACAAUUAAUACUCAGUCACCAUGUGAGUGCAGUAUUAAACCAGAUGUUCCAAUUCAGAGAGAGGAUGCGUUCUCCCCAUUUAGUAUCUCCCUUAUGGCAUAUUCAUCUGCAAGCAGAUAAAAUGCAGGCGAACAUUUGCAUCUUUAUGCAUGUUAUUAAGAUUCUUUUAAUCCUUUGCAUUAACAUAAAUCUCUGGUUUAAUCUUCAUAGUCAC
This is a messenger RNA of Centrocercus urophasianus (Greater sage-grouse), 2227 nucleotides long. It is a transcript of the gene CHST8, whose product is annotated as carbohydrate sulfotransferase 8. NCBI's taxonomy places the organism in Eukaryota, Metazoa, Chordata, Aves, Galliformes, Phasianidae. The transcript is spliced from 4 exons. Bases 170 to 1462 code for a protein of 430 amino acids. Gene Ontology annotation, biological process: carbohydrate biosynthetic process; proteoglycan biosynthetic process. Gene Ontology annotation, molecular function: sulfotransferase activity. The record is from RefSeq and is a predicted model, not a curated record. Gene Ontology annotation, cellular component: membrane.